This is a messenger RNA of Chara braunii, 1790 nucleotides long. The record is from the annotation of a GenBank genome assembly. Lineage: Eukaryota; Viridiplantae; Streptophyta; Charophyceae; Charales; Characeae.
CUGAUCUGUGAGGUAACACACCAGCAUCUGAGGUAUCUGACCGCGAUUAGGGCCAGAUUCCGUCCACAAAGUUACAAGUCUGAUGAGUACGACCUGAGUCGCAACGAGGCAAUCAACACAUCCCAAAACUCCAGAUUGAGGAGAGGCCCUGAGAGUGUGCUGUGCUCAGUCUUUCCCCAAGCAGCUAUGGCGUUUCGACCCAAAGGCUUGACAUGGACUCAGCCUCCGGCCAUCAGGAAGCGGCUGCACAGAAGUCUUAGCUGGAGCAAGCAACCAAAGCUGCCAAAGCCUAACUGCUGGUUUGAUUUCAAACGCUGCCUGAGUAAUCUCGAGUCACAAGUCAACCAAAUCCGGUGGCAAACGGAUCGUCAGCUGUACUUUAGCACAUUAGAUCCUAGCCCAGAUACUACUACUACUACUACUCAUAAAGGUCAGCCGAAGCAAAAUAGUGUACGUGGCAUUCUGCAGACCGAGCAGAAGAAGGCACCGGCAGAGGCUACCAGUCGUAGCAGGCGGAAACAGGAGGUAGUCCACGAUCAUGGCGCUCCGCGGUGGUCCGCGGACAACCCGCCGCCGCCAUCUGUGCAAGCGUCAUCGGCAACGACCGUACGGUUUGCAGCAGACGGGAGCAAAGAGCGUGAGGGCGUCGUCAUUACCGAGGAGGAGUUUCGGGCGCUGGAGGCACAGGUUCGAGACCCGACCGAACCUCCCUGUUUUCCUGUGGAGCUGCGGGCUGCUGUGAAAAUGCUGGAGUUUGCCCUCGCUCAUCCCUUGUCCGGAAAGAGCGCCAAAGUUUGGAACUACCAGAAGCCGAAUCGGCUCGCUGCGGUGCGAUCAGAGGAGAACAGGCGGGCUCGCAUGAGGCGUAGAGGAGUGGGAGAGGGAGGGGGAGGGGGACGGGGAGGUGAUGGAGAGGAGGAAGAUGUGCGCGAGAAGGCGAUUGCUAAGGAGGGGGCAAAAAUGAGGUAUCAGCUUGCACGGGAAGAUCGUGUUGUUGCCACGAUUGAGCACAUUCUAUCCAGAAUGAAAACGCGGCUUCUAUUAGUUGAAAGAGAUUUGCAACUGGCAUUGGCUUCUUCGACCAAGAGCAAGCCAUUCUCGAAGCACCAGAAGGCACAAAAUAGAUGACCUAGCUAGGUAAUCAUCACGACUCAAAAACUCUUUUUAAAACGAAGGCGCGAGAAAACUGAGGGCAUACUCACACUACCAAAGUUUCGUGGGAAAAUCCGGUCGUAAUUGCGGUCAGAUUCUUCACCCAACCCCUCUUCCCCCGAACACAACGCCCCUGCAUCAUGAUGGCUGUGUUCGGACCGGAACAGGACUUGCAUACUGUUAUGCUGAUAGGAGGCGCUAUGUUCAAGGAAAGAAGGUAGUGUGAUCAUCCUUCAAACAUACUAAGUCUUAUCGGCCGCGGGCCGUCUGUUUGACCUCAACUGGGGUGUUUGGCUGUCCGAUCAAAGGCAUGGAGGUGAAACUAGGCUGUACCAGAUGCAGAUGGCCAUUCGAGUCUACCCUGUGGUGGGACUGUCCAGCAUCCUAAAGGAUCUGUAACUGGUGGACACACCAUUGGAGAGAAGCUGAUGGUCAGGGCGUAACAUGGGAUGAAAGGUGGGUGCUGACGGGCUUCCUUCCCCCGAAUGCAGUAAGUCACCGGGGUUGGGGAUACAUCGCACACGCGGUCAGGGGCUUGAUCUGCGAGAUCAUCUGGUUGGACAGAAAUGGCUCGCGAUUCCAGGAGAAACUCAUGUCGAAUCAAGAAAUCAAGUGCAGGAUAAAGAAAGGCUUAAAGC